Molecule: messenger RNA, 822 nt
Organism: Meloidogyne enterolobii
Lineage: Eukaryota; Metazoa; Nematoda; Chromadorea; Rhabditida; Meloidogynidae
Source: the annotation of a GenBank genome assembly
AUGUUCGACGAACAAACUGCUGCUGCUAUUAUCAAUCCGUCAGUAAGCGCUGCAGCUGCUGCACUUACAAUCGCUAUGCUAAACUCAAAUGCGGGUGCAGGAGGAACAAACGUAUCUACGGGUUCUGUUCCGGCAGUAAUGCCUCAAUUAUCUUUACAACUAAACCAAAGUCAACAACAACUAACACAACUUUUGACUGGUAAGGACUCACGUUGGUUGCAGCUCGAAAUUUGUAGAGAAUAUCAACGAGGGCAAUGCGUUCGUUCAGAACAAGAUUGUAAAUAUGCUCAUCCACCAUCGAAUGUUGAAAUACAGAAUGGACGUGUGACGGCUUGUUUUGAUUCCAUAAAGGGGCGUUGUUCUCGCGAAAAUCCCAAAUGCAAAUAUCUUCAUCCACCUCAACAUUUGAAAGAUCAAUUACUUGCGAAUGGAAAACAAAAUCUCGUGAUGAAAAAUCUAUUAUCACAGCAAUAUUCAAAUCAGAUGCCGGCAAUGCCUGCUCUUGCACAGAUUACGCAACAGCAGUAUAGCAACCCGUUAGCGUUGCAAUCGACUCUUUCAUUACCAUAUUUUAUUCCAAGUCUGUAUCCGGGUCAGGCAAACUUGUUGUCGCCGGUGCCUGAUCCAUUUUCUGCAGCAUUUCAAGGCACGGUAUGUCAUUUAAAAAUUUUUUAUUAUCUGUCAUAUUUAAUAUUAAUUGAAAUAUGUACCUAUGUAUUUUUUAGGGGGUUGAUACUUCCCAGAAAGCCUGAAACUUUGAAAAACUUUCCGCUAUUAGUCACGUUUUUUUGUUUAUUAAUCUAUUUCAGACGGAAAAUUUAA